AUGGCCGUCACUUCCGAUGAUUUUGAUGAAUGUACCUUUGAGGAAGAGGAGGUGGAUAUGGAUGAUGGUGAUAUUUCUUUAGAUUCAGAGGAAAAUGAAUACGAUAUUGGUGAUGAUGUUGAUGAUGAACACAAUGAGGAAGAAGAAACGCAGGACAACAUAGUUGGAGGCCAAGUUGAGGUGGAGGUGGAGGUAGAAGAAGAAGAUGGAGAUGAGGAAAAUGAUGAGGAAGAGGAGUUUAGAGAGGGGUCAAUGCCUAGUUAUGUGAGAAGGUUUUUUGAAGAGAAACUUACAGAUUCGGAAAAGGACUUGAACGAGAACACUAAGGAGUGGUUGAAGGGAGAAAUGGAGGAUAAGGACAAAUGGGCUCUUGCUUACGAUGAAGGAGGUAGGCGGUAA
This is a messenger RNA of Panicum hallii, 399 nucleotides long. RefSeq names its product acidic leucine-rich nuclear phosphoprotein 32 family member E-like. The record is from RefSeq and is a predicted model, not a curated record. NCBI's taxonomy places the organism in Eukaryota, Viridiplantae, Streptophyta, Magnoliopsida, Poales, Poaceae. The coding region runs from base 1 to 399 and encodes 132 amino acids. The transcript is spliced from 2 exons.